UAGAUAGAAAGCCGAAUGAAGUAAGCAGAGCGGGAAAAGCGCUGAGCGCGUAUGUUGAUGUUUUGCACUUUUCUUUGUCGCAGUCGCGCGUGUAUUUUACGGCAAGUUUGGUGACUCGAUCGGCGGACCCGGCGGAAGCUGUGCAGCACAAGUGAAAUCGCACCGCAGUGCACCACCACGACGGGCAUUGUUGUGUGUCCGUGUCCCUUCACGGCGUACUGCGCGUGUAGUGUGUGUGUGUGUGUGUGUGUGUGGAUAAUUCUAGAACACAGGUCCGGCAGCUCCCAGCGGCAGUUCCCGGGUCCCGGGUGCUUUGCGUUUCCUGUCGUGUGAUCGUUGGAAGUGACGGUACGAUGGCAAAGGUGCACAUCACGAACGUGGUGGUGCUGGACAAUCCCAGCAGCUUCCUGAACCCGUUCCAGUUCGAGCUGACGUUCGAGUGCAUCGAGGAGCUGAAGGAGGACCUGGAGUGGAAGAUGAUCUACGUCGGGUCGGCCGAAUCGGAAGCGUUCGACCAGGUGCUGGACACGAUCUACGUCGGCCCGGUGCCAGAGGGCCGCCACAUCUUCGUCUUCCAGGCGGAUCCGCCGAACGUGAGCCGCAUCCCGGAGCAGGACGCGGUCGGCGUGACGGUGGUGCUGCUGACCUGCUCCUACCGCGGGCAGGAGUUUGUGCGCGUCGGCUACUUCAUCAACAACGAGUACGCUGAUCCGGAGCUGCGCGAAAACCCACCGCUGAAGCCGCUGUUCCACAAGAUGACGCGCAACAUACUGGCGUCUAAGCCGCGCGUCACCCGCUUCAAGAUCAACUGGGACGAUGCGCCGGCAAACGGGGGGGUGCCCGGUGGCUCAUCCAACGGGCUGCUGAUGGAUGGAGAGGAGGAGGUGCAGCCGGACGAGAUGGGAGACAGUGGCCACACGAACGGUGGCGGCGACGAUCAGCAGAUGGUGGACGGCGGAUCGGACAGUGGCUCACAGCAGCAGCACCCGCACCAUCCGCAUCAUCUGCAUCAUCCGCCCGGCAUGCUGGGGGCGGUGCACGAUGACGACAACAGUAUCGCGAUGCCCGCGACGGAAAUGCCGGAAUUCAACGAAAACUCCAACUCGCUGGCGAUGGAAUGCUGAGCGAUGGCAGCGCUCGCGUUUGGGUUGCAAAUGGACGAUGCCCUUGUUCCCACCUUCUCAAACAGACCUUGUCGUCGUCGUCGUGGCGGUAUCAUCUGCUUUAGGGCUAGAAUAUAGAGUUAUUAUGUAUAGAGUUAUUCAAAGCAACACAGAAAGAGAGUGAGAGAAAGAGAGCGGAGCGGCCUACUUUUGUCAACUGAUGGCGUGCCGUUUGCGCCGACUUUCUUGUCUCGCGAGCGGCCUCCUGCCGUAUGUUUGUGUGAGGUUUGCGUGUGUGCCGCGCCUGAAAUUUUCAGCGAUUGCUUCGAUUUCGAUUCAGCUCAUUUGUGUGUCUUUCUUUUUCUUUGGACUCAAGUCUUGCUCGUACGAGCGCAGAAGCGUUUUGUUCGGAGAUCAAUCAACGUUCCCCCAGUUCAGCACCAAAAAUUAUCCCGUUCGGA
Messenger RNA from Anopheles arabiensis, 1564 nucleotides. RefSeq names its product histone chaperone asf1 (gene asf1). Gene Ontology annotation, molecular function: histone binding. The coding region runs from base 354 to 1124 and encodes 256 amino acids. The transcript has 2 exons. Gene Ontology annotation, cellular component: nucleus. Gene Ontology annotation, biological process: DNA replication-dependent chromatin assembly. Lineage: Eukaryota; Metazoa; Arthropoda; Insecta; Diptera; Culicidae. The record is from RefSeq and is a predicted model, not a curated record.